This is a messenger RNA of Candidula unifasciata, 595 nucleotides long. NCBI's taxonomy places the organism in Eukaryota, Metazoa, Mollusca, Gastropoda, Stylommatophora, Geomitridae. The record is from the annotation of a GenBank genome assembly.
AUCCAAGGAGAUGAUAGGUAUGCUAGAGAUUAGGGAGUUGAUAGGUAUGCUAGAGAUUAAAGAGAUUAUAGGUAUGCUAGAGAUUAGGGAGAUGAUAGGUAUGAUAGAGAUUAACGAGAUGAUAGUUAUGCUAGAGAUUGAGGAGAUGAUAGGUAUGCUAGAGAUUAAGGAGCUGAUAGGCAUGCUAGAGAUUAGGGAGAUGAUAGGUAUGAUAGAGGUUAAGGAGAUGAUAGGUAUGAUAGAGAUUAAGGAGAUGAUAGGUAUGAUAGAGAUUAAGGAGAUGAUAUGCAUGCUAGAGAUUAUGGAAAUGAUAGGUAUGCUAGAGAUUAAGGAGAUGAUAGGUAGUCUAGAGAUUAAGGAGAUGAUAGGUAAGCUAGAGAUUAAGGAGAUGAUAGGUAGUCUAGAGAUUAGGGAGAUGAUAGGUAUGCUAGAGAUUAAGGAGAUGAUAGGUAUGCUAGAGAUUAAGGAUAUGAUAGGUAUGCUAGAGAUUGAGGAGAUGAUAGGUAGUCUAGAGAUUAAGGAGAUGAUAGGUCAGCUAGAGAUUAAGGAGAUGAUAAGUAUGCUAGAGAUUAACGAGAUGAUAGGAAUGCUAUAG